Pecten maximus is the source of this 4709-nucleotide messenger RNA. Its product is annotated as acetylcholine receptor subunit beta-like 1. The transcript is spliced from 6 exons. The record is from RefSeq and is a predicted model, not a curated record. Gene Ontology annotation, cellular component: neuron projection; synapse; postsynaptic membrane. Lineage: Eukaryota; Metazoa; Mollusca; Bivalvia; Pectinida; Pectinidae. Gene Ontology annotation, biological process: chemical synaptic transmission; nervous system process; monoatomic ion transmembrane transport. Bases 702 to 2246 code for a protein of 514 amino acids. Gene Ontology annotation, molecular function: acetylcholine-gated monoatomic cation-selective channel activity; transmembrane signaling receptor activity.
AGUGAACACACAACUCUCCGGGGAUCGAUCCCGGGGUGUCUCGUCCCGGGGCUACAGAUCGGUGAGAUCGAGUGACACUCGUGUAACAGCGUGUUGGCUGUACAUAUACCAUGUGUCGAUAGCAUUUAUUGAUUUGGACAAGUUUUAUUGUAAGAAACUUGGAUUUAACUCAACACGUGAGACGUAUACAACUAGUAUUUAAAAGUUGUAUUAUUAGUUUAAUUCUGUAGAUCGAUACUUUACCGGGCCAGGUGUGAUUGUUACCUCGGCCUCAGGUUCAGACCCGUGCCGGUGUAGUCUGCUGUUAGCAUUUUGGUGAACAAAAUCAUCCUUUAAAUCAAUAUGUACACGCGCUAUCUCGCGCCAAACAUGUCGGUGAUGUAAAGUGGCCAAUAUGUAACGGUUGGAUAGAGGACGGAUCUGUGAGAGCGCUCCUCUUGUAUGUAAACACACCAGCGUUCCUCCUCCUCUUCUCACCACGUGGAUACGUCGGGACCGGCCCUGACCCCCCUAACACAUGUUCUCCUCGCGAGAGAACUUAGAAAUGUUUGUGUAUUGGAUGUACGCAUGCGCUGAGCGAUGAUGGCGACACACUGCAAUGUUACGGAAGAAAAACACUAGCAACUGUGUACUUAACUGUAAUUGAACAGUGGUGCUGGAUUUAAUGUCUAGUGACAUCUCCUCCCCAUGGACUAUGCACUAUGAUGUUGAGAUCUGGUGCUGGGUAUCUAUGGCUGAGCGCUUUUCUGUCGACGGUGAGCUUCUCGGAGCAGACAUUGACUAGAGGACUAGGCAGUGAGGACGAGGUAUCAUUGGUGGAGACGUUAUUUGAAAAAAGUAACUACAAUCCGCUGAUUCGGCCCGUGGAGAACGUAUCUCAGUCACUCAUCGUCAAGUUCAGCCUCGCUCUUAGUCAGAUAAUCACUGUGGAUGAGAAAAACCAGAUCAUGAAGACCAACGUCUGGCUACAGCUGUACUGGUACGACUAUCAGCUGAAGUGGAAUCCUGCAAUCUACGGAGACAUUACCAGUAUACGCAUCCAUCCGGAGAAAGCAUGGCGACCGGACAUCGUGCUGUUUAACAAUGCUGACGGGAACUACGAGGUGUCAUAUGAAUCUAAUGUGGUGUUAAACUACACUGGGAACCAUUACUGGAUUCCACCCGCCAUUUACAAGAGCUCGUGCACCAUCGAUGUCCAGUACUUCCCGUUUGACCAGCAGGAAUGCGAGAUGAAGUUCGGUUCCUGGACAUUUAAAGGCGAUCAGAUGAAGUUUUACUUUUAUAGAAAUAUGAGCACGCUAGACUUCACCGACUACCUCAAGAGUGGUGUGUGGGACGUCAUCGAUUGUCCCGGCAGGAUCGAAGCAGGGGACAACGACACCAAGUCUAUGGUCGUGUUUAAAUUCAUUUUACGGAGGAAAACAUUAUUCUACACAGUGAAUCUGAUUAUACCGUGUGUUCUCAUCUCGUUUGUGAGUGUAUGUGUGUUCGCGCUGCCAGCAGACGCGGGAGAAAAAAUCACCCUUUGUAUAUCAAUUUUACUGGCAUUAGUUGUGUUCCUUCUUCUGAUUUCCAAGAUUUUACCUCCCUCCUUGACCAUCCCCCUGAUUGCCAAAUAUCUGUUGUUUACCUUCAUCAUGAAUAUUUUCGCCAUUGUUUGUACAGUUGUUGUUAUAAAUAGAAAUUACAGGACUCCGCGAACACAUAGAAUGCCUUACUGGAUCAGGUACGUCUUUCUGAACAUUUUACCCAAAUUGCUUUUGAUGGAACGACCUGAUCAUGACAAACGGUGGAGGAAACCAGAGGAAGAAAAAAAAGAAACAAAAGCAAAAAUGGAAGGAAGUUCAACGGAAAUGCACAACACACUUCCGGUGAAUAAACCGUCCGGGGUACUGGAGUUGACAGAAAUUCAUCAUCCGAACUGCCGUCUUAACCCCAAACCGGCGACAGUGGACUACAAUGCCGACAGGGACGGCAGCCAAGUUCGAUACCGAAUGUCAGCGGAAGUGAUGAAAGCGACGGAAGCUUUAAGAUUCAUCACACAACAUUUGGAGGUCGAAGAUGAAUAUGCAACAAUUUUAGAUGACUGGCGAUACGUUGCCCGAGUGAUGGACCGGUUGUUGUUGUACAUAUUUCUGAUGGUGACUUUCGGGGGGACAGUGGGCAUCCUUCUACAGGCCCCACAUAUCCUCGAGUAUGUGGACCAGGACGAAAUCAUAGACCAGUUCAAGAAAAAGUGGGGCUGACGUCACUUCCGGUUAGAAAUGGCAAGAAUACCCACAGCCGUCUGAUUCGAUAGGCGACAACAAAUUUCCACUAGACAUGAGCAUACAUUGUCAGUAUGUGACGACGUCUGGUGCGGGGUCAGAGGUCAGACUCAGUACACACAAAAUUUGGAAAGUGUUGCUCGGAAACAACGCAUCACCCCGGUGAUAUGUACGUACCAUUAGGCACGUGCCGGGGACUUUAGUACGACCCCCAAAGUCGUGCAUUGUGUGCUUCAGAUAUCCAGCAUCCGUAGCCAAGUGUACAAUUACCAGCUGACAUCCUCCUGUACCGGUCGGUACGAUGUAACACCAGUAUUUCGUGGGAAUCAAAACGAGCGAGUGUAUGAUGAUAGUGAUAUUAUUUUGAGAGUUGUCGCGUCAUCAAGUGUGAUUUCUUUGUUAUACGACACGUGUAGGCGUUAUUUUUGUUGAGAUUUUGUAGACGAUAAUGUAGAUGUGUGAGAGAUAUAGAGUAACAGCAUUAACAAUGAGUAUCACAUCGUCAUCACCCCCAUAUCCUGAUGGUGCCCUGUACCAUGUUCGAGCACAAUAGAUAUUUAUUAUGCGUGUAGGAACAAUCAUUUUUUUCACGAGUUUAUCUUUAUUUACUGGUAAAAUAAAGCAAGAUGGCGUACACUAUUUAUGUAUUGGCUAAUUUUAUUGUGUAAUAUAGUUCUUUGGGUACGUUUAAACUAUUGUGUAUUUUGGGGAAAUCAAUUGUUGACAAAAAAUACUGUGUGUUUGUAUAUUAAAUAGAAAUCCAUCACUGAGAAUAAGAAACAUCGAAUCAAUUUCAAAGUAACAGGUGGAUUGCUGUAGUCUUAAACAUAUAUCUCAUAUCAGUGAUUUGCAGAGCAGUUUGUUGGCAGAAGACUACCGACAUGAAAUACCGGAAGAAUACUCUAAACUAAACUCUAUGCAAUGUUUACAGUCUGUCUGAUGACGUAUUUACCUGGUUAUGAUAAACAAAGCUAGUGCGGGCCUUGAUGCAGGAAUAUAGUAGUAUCUAGCAACGAUAUCUCUCGGCUUCGUUAUUGAUUGGAAUCAUAACUUUAUAGUACCAACUGACUCUUUGAGAUCCAAGCGACUUUAUGGAAACUGAUUAGUGAGUAAUCUCAUUUUUUCUAGUUAAGAUAUUUUUAAGUUACAUGUACUUCAUUCUGUAAAUUGACGUGAUGCUAGAGCUUAUUUUAACAUCAAUGAUAAUCACUCGAAAAUGAAUUAUUUCACCAGAGAUUAUUGUUCAAUAUUUGAAAAUUUCCAAUAUUACCAAAGGAUUACUUUGAAUUCUUUCACGUUGUAUACACAAACUCAAUUGAGAAGUAGUUUAUGAAGAGAUUACAAUCCAUUUUAAUUUUUUCAUUAUGGGGUAAUUCGUUUCAGAAAUUAAUCCUAGUCUUUAAUAGCAAAGUAAAACAACGGCAAAAUAUAGAAUUUUUUAUUCGAAUAAUAUUACACAACAAAAAAUACACUGAUAUAUGAUUUUCAUUAAUGUUCCUCAAUCGGGGACAUAUUUUUUUACGAAGUACAACAAAAUAAUUAUGUGCAGGUACACAUCAUUAAACUGCUGUAAUGUACCAGGUUAAGACGUUUAUCAAACGGAACACUUGAAUUUUGAUGUCGGGAUCUGACACAUUUGUUGGAAUCAGUACAGCGAUGACGCGAAAAGACAUUUCAAACUCCAUCUGUUAAAAUUAUUCAUAUAUUAGAUUUCUUGUGUGAAAAUUGUUACAAUCUGUUAUCAGCCGAUAUAUGAAUUAUUGUCUUCGGCCUCAAACUAGAAACAAGCAUUUGAACCGAUAGUAAUAAGUAGAUAUUUCACUGGUAGUUAGUAGAAUUUCACUGUUAGAAAUAUUUGUGAGGUGAUUUCUUGUCAUAGUUCUGAUUAUUUACUGUAACGUAUACUAUCUAUGUAUUGUCAAAACAUAUAAGAGAAUUACAAAUUUACAUAAAAAAAAAGAAUUUGGUAUCUAUGUAAGAAAAAAAAACAUUUGUAAAAUAUUAUUUUUAUCUUUAUCAGAAUCUUUUUUACAGUAUAAUUUGAAAUUAUUAUUAAAUAAUAUGAUUUAAUAAUUGAUUUUGGUCAAUAAUAUAUCGGUAAAAAAUAAUUCAAUGCUGGUAGACAUGGCAACUACGAAAACAAAAAUCCAUUGAGAUAAUAUAUACACAUUACUCAUGAUUUGUUACAAUACCUGUAAACAGUGUGUGUACAUAUAACAAUUGAUCCUCACCACCGUAUUGUGUGUCUCCACAAGUGUAGAUUUGGCAAUAAUCCUGACGUCAUGGUCAUAUAGCACCGACCAUGACGUAAUUUCCGGUAGACUGAGAAAAAAACAACAACUUCCGGUUGUCUGUGUUAUGACAGUCCAUUGUGUAUAAUUCAUAUCACUAUGUUCGUUAUAAUGUCACACAACACACUAAAAUAAAUAAUGUUUGUAUGAA